Messenger RNA from Vidua chalybeata, 1222 nucleotides. RefSeq lists its product as uncharacterized. The transcript is spliced from 4 exons. The record is from RefSeq and is a predicted model, not a curated record. The coding region runs from base 1 to 891 and encodes 296 amino acids. Lineage: Eukaryota; Metazoa; Chordata; Aves; Passeriformes; Viduidae.
AUGGGGUGUGUGAUGACAAAGGGAGCAGAACUGGGAAGAGUGGGGAGAAAUGGAGAAGAGGAGGAAUCUGAGAUAACGGGAAUGCAUGGGCGCCGCCGGCCUUGGCGGCCGCGGCGCUCGGGCGCCACCCAGUGGUGCCGCUGCGUGCGGCCGCGUCUGAGGGUGCCUGCGGGAGGCGGAGGACUGGGUGGCAAUCCCUCAGGGACAGUGACCCGUGUGGCUGCCGGGCGUCUCCGAGAGCCUGCGGUAUGUGGGGAGAUACUCGGGGACGUGGUGGGCUCCGCGCCCCUCCUGCCCCAGAAGUUCGCACGCCACGUGUGGCGCAGUACACGGUGUGGCUCCUGUCCCCUGCUGUCCCCGGGGGGCCUGUCCCCUCACGGCCCCUCUGAAACCAGGCAGCGACGCUGCUUCUCACGCUCCGUUGCCAGGCUGUUGUGUAACCUGGCUCUUCUGACAGCUCUAUUCUGCAGGCUGUGCCUGCCCCUGCCUAGCACGGACCGCCUUGCUUUUGCGGCAGUUGUGUGCUUCGGCACGGGUACCCCUUGUGCGUGCCUCCCCCCUGCUGCCGUGUGUGAGCCCGGCUGCCCCGCCCCGAGCUCCGGUGGCAGCACCCCUCGGCAGGAGGUGGCUUUGGGGUUGGACAAACCUCAGCCCUCGGCAGGAGGUGGCUUUGGGGUUGGACAAACCUCAGCCCUCAGCAGGAGGUGGCUUCGGGGUUGGACAAACCCCAAUCCUCGGCAGGAGGUGGCUCUUGCCGCUUUGGGCCCUACACAAAUGAGUAGACAGUACCCGGAGAUGAAAGGGAUUUCCUAUUCUGCACAUUUACAAAUUCCGUUUGCACCCUCAUUUGGGAUAAUGCUGCAGCACUCCAAGGACAACUUCUCUUUGUGAAGAAAUCAGGCAGUGCUGUGGAAUUACAUCGGAUGUAGCCUUGCUUAUUUUUUCCUAUUGCUGUCAACACAACAUAUGCAGUCUUUUGGGCUGCCAACUCUCAUCUCUUACAUCAAGGAAACUGAAUCAUCUCUACCUUGGCCUAAAAGAAAUAACAGAGCUUGUAUAAAUAUAUUUUGAUAAUGUCCUUGAGAUUCCUGAAGACACAAAAAAGCAGGAACAGUACGUACAUUUUUUUUUUCUUUUGCUGUUUGAAAAGCUGUGCUAUCAGUGGCCAUUUGUACUUAGCUGAAAUUGCAGCACUGGAUUCUAUCAACACAAUAAAUAAAUA